Messenger RNA from Hyaloperonospora brassicae, 357 nucleotides. NCBI's taxonomy places the organism in Eukaryota, Oomycota, Peronosporomycetes, Peronosporales, Peronosporaceae. The record is from the annotation of a GenBank genome assembly.
AUGCGUGCAUCGUACCUACCAGCUGUAGCAAUGCUCUGUGUAUUGGCUCGUGGCGAUGUCUCUGUAGCAGCAUCGGAACACGGGACGACGUUGACGUCUGACGUGACUUCGUCGAUCUUGCCUCGCCGCCUGCUUCGCACGGAUGUCACCACUCCGGAGAUCAGCAGCGUACCAGUAGAAGGAACCCCAACCUUGGCAUACAACGCUACACAAGCAAAGGGAGGAGGCGCCGACGACAGCAGUGACGACAGCGAUGACAUCGGCAAGGAUGGCGAGAACGACAGCAGUGAAAUUGGCAAGGAGGAAAAGGACGACAGCAGCGACGACCCUUUGAAGAGCGGAAAAGCUUGUUUCUAA